AUGUCAUCACCCUCCUUUCAAAGCUCAAAUCCGAUUUUUACGGGAGGCUGCUGCUUCUAUGACGAGAUUCCGAGAGACAACACCCUCAGUCUGCCGUCUUCGCCAGGUCGUCCGUUAGCAGAUCCUACAGAUGACUCGUUGCCCAAUUGGAGAGAUAACACAAAAGAUACUCCCGUCUUGCCGAGUCCACGACCACGCGCCAUUACUCCCUCUGGCUUCCGCGAUGCAGAGGAUACUUCAAUAGAGAAGCCCACGGCUCUGUACCAAACGUCGCCAUGGUUCAAGGUUGCAGCGAACAUUCGGCGCGACAUUCUGCGGCUGGCUUUUGGAGAUCGACGUCUUCAUAUCGGUCUAUCUUUCAACAGACCGGCCAGCGCCGAGGAUGAGUCCACAAAUAUUCAAGAGUGGCGAUGGUUUGGCAGCUUCUGUCAUCGACUGGUCGUGCCAGACCAAGCUCAGAUUCCCAUGACCAGUGGAGCGAACCACUAUGGUCCUUGGACUGAUACAUGUAAGAGCGGCGAUCCGUUACAGCGGUACAUGGGAAUCAUGGGCUGGCUUCUCUCCUGUCGUCAAAAGUAA
Molecule: messenger RNA, 579 nt
Organism: Fusarium coffeatum
Lineage: Eukaryota; Fungi; Ascomycota; Sordariomycetes; Hypocreales; Nectriaceae
Exons: 1
Coding region: 1-579 (192 amino acids)
Source: RefSeq, a predicted model, not a curated record